Molecule: messenger RNA, 1578 nt
Organism: Betta splendens (Siamese fighting fish)
Lineage: Eukaryota; Metazoa; Chordata; Actinopteri; Anabantiformes; Osphronemidae
Product: zinc finger protein 774
Exons: 2
Coding region: 196-1263 (355 amino acids)
Biological process (GO): regulation of transcription by RNA polymerase II
Cellular component (GO): nucleus
Molecular function (GO): RNA polymerase II cis-regulatory region sequence-specific DNA binding; DNA-binding transcription factor activity, RNA polymerase II-specific
Source: RefSeq, a predicted model, not a curated record
AAGCGCAACCUCCCUCCUCCCGUUGUUUUCUGCCUCGUAUUGUGAUGCUCAACUGCGCUCCCGGUUUCCGUACGUGCACAUUUCGUUAGGAACUGUUUUUAACACGGUAUGUAUUAUUUAUGUGCAGCUCACGGCUAAUGAACCCAGACACGCCCCCGUGAUGUGUUACGCCCUGAACAGCCGCGCUUCCCCGCUAUGGUCGUAGACGCCGCCAAGCUGGAGAACAGCGGCGAUAACGACCAACAGUUUGGGCGCUGCUCAGACUGUGGAUGCGGUUUCAGCCCAGCGGACUCGGACCCUGACUCCGACGCCGCACACAGCUCAGCCCCUCCCAAACAGCAGCGCGCGCACAGGGAGGACGGCGCGUCACGGUGCGCGUCCUGCCGGGCGGCGGCGGCGGCGGCGGCGGCGUCGGGCCUCGCCGAGGGACGACGGCCGCACCGGCGCAUCCGCCUGGACCCUCACACCUGCAGCCUGUGCGCCAAGACGUUCAUCUCCUCCGCCCACCUGACCCUGCACCUCGCCUCCCACAACAAGGAGAGGAAGUACAGGUGCAGCACCUGUGGCAAGUACUUCCACCAGUCCUCCCACCUCAUGGCGCACAAGAUCAUCCACAGCGGCGACCGGCCGUUCAAGUGCCCGGAGUGCGGCAAGACCUUCGGCCGCGCCUCGCACCUGAAGACGCACCGUCGGCUCCACACGGGCGAGAAGCCCUUCAAGUGCACCUACUGCGACAAGUCGUUCACGCAGAAGGCGGGGCUGCUGGCGCACGUGCGCCUGCACACGGGCGAGCGCCCGUACAAGUGUGAGCGCUGCGGCGACGGCUUCCGCUCUCUGCCGCUGCUGCUCUCACACAAGGCUCAAGAGAACCCGGGCCAGGCCAGGGCGGCGCCCGAGUCCCACCACCAGCCCCAGAGCUCCCAGUGCAGCCAGGAUGACCUCAAGUGCGGCGUCUGCUGCCGCACCUUCGUGCGCUCGUCCUACAUCCGGCUGCACAUCCGGCUGAAGAAGGGCCAGCUGCCCUACCACUGCAAAGUGUGCAACAAGACCUUUGUCAAGCUGGACACCUUCGUGAACCACUGUGAUAAACACCUGAGGCAGAAGAAGGAGAAGAGCAAGGAAGUCGAGGUCAGAGUGGUGAAGCCCCCUCUGUUUGUGCCGCUCUCCAGACCUCCUGCCCUCGAGUCCUUCCCCAGCCAGCCUUCAUCCUCAGAGGUCAACACGCGCUCCAGGUCCAAGGCCAAGGUCAAAACGGAGCAGUGACUGAGGCCACGAGGCGUGUUGACGUCCCUUAGUUACAGAUGAAAGUGAAACUUAAGCACCGUUUUAAUCAAAAAGUUUACAGACUAAUUUGAUUUAGUUGAAACAUUUAUUUUAUGACUUUUCUUUAUAAGUAAUGACAUUAUUGGUGUUAAUGAAUAUUUAUGUUUGCCAGCAACAUUUCUCUUAAUCCUGAACUAGUGUACUGUUAUUUUUAGGUCCGUGACAUGUACAGCAUUUAUACAUAGUGUAAUUAAACAAAGUAAUUAUUGUAGAACCGUAUGCAUGAAUGAGAAUAAAAUGCAAACAUUGUCACAG